GUGUCGCCCCCUGGUUGAACGGUUUUGCGGUGUUCUAGUUGUUUACAAGAAAUGUAAAACUUUUUUUCUACUUAGAUAAGAGAGAUUGAAUGAGGAUUAAAAAAGUAACAGGAUAUUUUAUGCUAAUUCUUUACUUAUGCAUUGGUAAUCGUUAUUUAUUUUAGACGAAGUAUUGAAAUUUAAUACAACUGUUGAGCGAUAAUAUAGUACGAAGGUUAUCUUUGACUGAACAGUCUGGUUUAGAUAAUGCGUCUUGUGUUGAGGAGAACUGUUUUAAUUGCCAGUAGGCUAAAAUUCAAAUUUAAUCAAACUAACGUUCAGGUUGUUCAGCUAAUUAGGAAAUCCCAUGUCCUUCGGCCCUUACGACUAUCGUUCACCUUUUUGCCCUUCGCCUUCAGACGCGGUAAACACAAUGAACGGUCUGACGAAAUUAUUGCAAAUAUUCCAAAAGAAGUAUUCGCAAAAGAAACUAUUAAGAAACGAAUUGAUAAUAUUUUCAUAAAGAUUUACGAUUUCAUUAAACUGUUUUGGAGAGGGAUUAGGUUAAGUCUAACAUUUGGUCCAUUGUUGAUAGUAUAUCCGGUUUUCUCAUUAAGUGAAUCUUUACAACAUACUUGGUUAAAAAUAUUUCUUCGGGCCGUUGAAAUUUCAGGACCAACUGUUAUCAAAUUCGGCCAAUGGGCCAGCACUCGCCGCGACUUAUUUUCCGAUUUCUUUUGCGACCUCUUCUCGAAAUUGCAUGACGAAUGUUACAAGCAUUCGUGGAGAGCCACGAAAAGGAAGUUGCAUUCGGCUUUUGGCCCCAAAUGGCGGGAAAUAUUCAUUCACGUGGAAAAAGUACCGGUGGGUUCCGGCUGUGUAGGUCAAUGCCACAAGGCCUAUAUGAGAGCCAACAUGAUCCCUGACGAGGAUAUAUUACAUGAUAUCAACUUUGACUCCGAGUCAGAUGAAGCUCAAAUAGAUUAUGCUGAUGGUUUGGAAUUAAUAGGUUUUGGAAGACGGGAGGAUGACGAUGAUGACGAAGAUAACGAUGAAGGAGACGAGGAUGUUAAACUCCGAUCAAAAAUUGAUUUACUGAAGUCAAAAUUAGGGGAAGAUGAACCGGAACCAGUGAUUAUACCUGUUGCUGUUAAAGUGCUCCAUCCAGGCAUUUAUGGAAGUGUUCAAAGAGAUUUAAAAAUAAUCAGUUACUUUGCACGAAUAUGUCGAAAAAUUAUACCUAGUUUACAAUGGAUAGCAAUAGAAGAGUGCGUUGAAGAAUUCACAAAAUUGAUGACGAAACAGAUUGAUUUAAGGUUCGAGGCUAAAUGCCUUGAAGAGUUUUCUCAAAACUUCGAGGACAUUCCGUAUAUUCGAUUUCCGCGAGUUAUUCGACCAUUUUGUAAAAGGAAUGUAAUGGUCGAAACCUUCGAGGAAGGUGAACCGAUUAGCAACUUUUUAAGUGAUUCGAUAGACUGUGAUCUAAAAGAGGAUUUAGCUAACUAUGGAAUAGAGGCUCUAUUGAAAAUGAUUUUCAUCGAUAAUUUUGUUCAUGGUGACCUUCAUCCAGGAAAUAUUCUAGUUCAGAACGCUGAAGCUUAUUUGAGCAAUAAACAAGCAAAUAAGGUUAUGUUAGUCGAUAUUGGGGACACUCUGGUAGCUGACGUAAAACCUGCUGCGACGCCUCUUAAAUUGGUUCUUCUAGACGUUGGUAUUACAUCGUCUUUGGAAGAAUACGAUUUAGACAAUUUUAAGGCUGUAUUUACAUCCAUCAUUCAAGGCGAAGGUGAACACGUCGCUGACUUGAUGCUGAAGCACGCACCGCAUCAUCAAUGCAAGAACGAAAAUGCAUUCCGAAAAGAAUUAGGAACUUUAGUUAAUCAAUUUAGAGAAAACUCAUUAACUUUAACUAGAGUUAAUGUUUCACUUUUAUUAGGCCAAGUUUUUCAAAUUUUAACGAAGCAUAAAGUUAAACUGGAAAGUAAUUUUGCUUCAAUCAUGAUUGCUAUGUUUAUUGUGGAGGGUCUUGGUAGAAGUUUAUACCCUGAAAUCAACCUUAUUGAAAAGGCCAAACCGUUCGUAUUAGGACAAGUUGCAGCAGGAAUUUGCCGCAAACUUAGUGAAUAA
Molecule: messenger RNA, 2106 nt
Organism: Dimorphilus gyrociliatus
Lineage: Eukaryota; Metazoa; Annelida; Polychaeta; Dinophilidae
Source: the annotation of a GenBank genome assembly